Messenger RNA from Coniosporium apollinis CBS 100218, 690 nucleotides. RefSeq lists its product as uncharacterized. NCBI's taxonomy places the organism in Eukaryota, Fungi, Ascomycota, Dothideomycetes. The record is from RefSeq and is a predicted model, not a curated record. The transcript has 2 exons. Bases 1 to 690 code for a protein of 229 amino acids.
AUGGGGAGUGUUGUUCGCACCUGGUUAUGGCAGCUGCGGGCUCGUCUCAAUUUCUCCAUCGCCCUCAGUCCUUCCAACUUCUGCGCCGGGAAGCGGGUCUUCCAUGAUGGGAAGGUCAUCGUCGACUUCGAGGACGGGUGUAGUUCAGUCCUCAGUGAUGGCAGUGCCGUCUUCUUCCAUAAUGGAAAUGUCGUCUUCCAUGAUGUGGACGUCGAGUUCGUUCACAAUGGGAAUGUCGUCUUCCUCAACGACGAGACCGAUGUCUUCCUCAAUCACGACAUCGACGUCUUCCUCCAUUAUGGGAAUGUUCUCUUCUCCUAUGAUGAGCAUGUCUUCUUCUCCUAUGAUGAGUAUGUCUUCUUCUCUUAUGAUAGGCAUGUCUUCUUCUUCUAUGACGGGAGUGUCGUCUACGUUCUUGAUGCGCUCAAGUUCUUCAUCACCCACUAUGGUGAUGUCUGUUUCAUCAUCUACGUCCGGAUCCAGCCGGCCUUUUACCACUACAGCAACAAUAGCCACAACUACAAGAGUAACGGUAACACCUUUAUCGAGCAUGGUGGCGCCGCUGUCUUCUACGGCUGCAACAUCCAGUCCUCGUUCGAGCGUCGCAACGUCCAGCCAGCCCCAAACGCCGGCCACCAGUGUUUCCCCGUCUCAGCAGCGGGCUACCACUACAACAACAUCCUCGUCUAG